AUGAUUUCUAUACGCUUCAAUUUCCUUAAAUAUUUAUAUCCAACAUUAUGUUUAUCCACUUUAAUUUUAUUUACUUUACAACACAAAUCUGAUAAUUUACAAUCAGAAUUUAAAAAGGGAAAACAACUUAAAAUACUUGUAUAUUCACCCUCUGUGAGUUGGAGUCAUGCAAAAUUUUUGGGAAGAAUUGCGGAUACUUUAGUUGAUGCUGGCCAUGAAGUGGUUAGUUAAUCAAAUUUUUAGUCAUAGUAACUUUGUGCCGGUGAAUGUGUAACCGAUGGCACCGUCCAUGUAUCUUACCAGUCAUGUUGUUUAAAGCGCCGAAGAAUGGAUACUGGAGGCAAGAUGGGAACGGAAUGUCGCAAAAGUCAGGGGAUUCACAUUGAAAUAAGGUGGAUGGUUUGGGGGUUGAUGAUCCAAAACGCCUUACGUCAUUAUAAGCAAACACAAUUUUUAAAUUAUUUUUAAAGCAUUUCGUCAAGUACAUCAUGAGCCCACUUUUGCUACAACGAAACGAAACUACUAAAGUUACUA
Messenger RNA from Meloidogyne enterolobii, 534 nucleotides. NCBI's taxonomy places the organism in Eukaryota, Metazoa, Nematoda, Chromadorea, Rhabditida, Meloidogynidae. The record is from the annotation of a GenBank genome assembly.